This is a messenger RNA of Meyerozyma guilliermondii ATCC 6260, 1086 nucleotides long. RefSeq names its product Dao1p (gene DAO1). Bases 1 to 1086 code for a protein of 361 amino acids. The record is from RefSeq and is a predicted model, not a curated record. Gene Ontology annotation, molecular function: D-amino-acid oxidase activity; FAD binding. Lineage: Eukaryota; Fungi; Ascomycota; Pichiomycetes; Serinales; Debaryomycetaceae. The transcript has a single exon.
AUGCACAAUAUAGUAGUGAUAGGAGCUGGGGUUGUUGGGUUAACCAAUGCUUUGGAAAUCAAGAGAGCGUUCCCCGGUGUAUCGGUUACAAUAGUAGCUAAGAAUCUUCCUGGUGAUUUGACUACGGAAUAUACCUCUCCUUUUGCUGGUGCAAAUUGGGAAUCCUUUGCAAGUAAUGAAGACAAAGCCCUCCAAGAAAUGGACGCAGUUGGGUAUCAUAGGUUGAUUGAGCUCUGUGAUGAACCAGCUGCGGGAAUCUGGCGCAAAGAAAAUUUCAUCUACUUUGACGAAACCAAACUCAAAGAAAAUGACUCAGACAUACUGAAACUACGUCCUUGGUUCAAAUCAGUGGUGAAUAAUUACCGAGAAUUGGAUGCCUCUGAGCUACCAGAAGGUGCCGUCUGGGGCUACUCGUAUGGCGGAUUAGUCAUUUCUGUUCCAAUUUAUUUGCAAUAUCUCGUUGGACAGUGCUUGAGGGAAGGCAUAGUUAUAAGGAGAACCAAAGAAUUGAAAUCGGUUCAGGAGGCCAGAAAGUUACACAGCAGUGGUCAGGAUGCACACACCGUCAUCAACUGUGCUGGGAUAUUAGUUUCACGCUUGGGAGGUUUUAAAGAUCCCAGCAAACUGUACCCAGUAUUGGGCCAAGUAUUACUCACACGUAAUAGCUUGGAAAACAUAGAAAUAUUCGAGCUUUCUGAUCCCGAUUACCCUGAUGAAAUUCCAUACCUUUUUCCUCGGAAAGAAGGUGGCUCAAUAAUAGGAGGCUGCUUUCGGAAAAAUAUUGGGCCUGGUCCUGUGGUAGAGGAUAAAGAAUUAACGAAGCGUUUAAUUCAGCGAGCCACAAGGUUAGUACCGCAACUUACUGACACAAGCUACAAAAACAAUCCAGGACACAUAGAUAUAGUGCGAGUGGCUGUUGGAUUACGGCCAUUUCGUGAGGACGGAAUUCGAAUCGAGCAGGACUCAGAGCACGAAUGGUUAAUUCAUAGCUAUGGAGCUGGAGCUGGCGGUUACCAAGGUAGCUACGGAUUCAGCCACAAGGUGGUGCAAUUACUUGCAACCCGGAUAAACAAUUCCAAAUUAUAG